Molecule: messenger RNA, 1926 nt
Organism: Aspergillus sclerotioniger CBS 115572
Lineage: Eukaryota; Fungi; Ascomycota; Eurotiomycetes; Eurotiales; Aspergillaceae
Exons: 2
Coding region: 245-1810 (521 amino acids)
Source: RefSeq, a predicted model, not a curated record
UUAAAGGUGAUAUGUGGUUGAAGAUUGCGAAUAUGGUGAUGGAUUCCACUUCUGGUCAGAGUUCCUUAUGGGUGCGCGGAGCGGGCUUUGACGAGGCCUGGAAGGAGUUUGGAGAACGAUCUCGGUUGUAAAUUGGAUUGGAUGGAGAGAACGCAUGGGAUGCUGAAUGCUUGACUUGCAAUAUCCAAAUUGAUGUAUGUAACUAUACUAUUUGAAAGAUUGUGAAAGAAACGAUGACGCGUGGAUGCCGGAUCGGGUUAGCCAUCACGUGGUGAUUGGGAAGGCCGAGUGGGGCGAUCCCCAACAUUUCCAUCUUCUGCUUGCGAUCCAUCAUCCUUCAUUCCCCUCACAUCUCCUCUCUGCCCUUUGCUUUUUCUUCCAUCGAAUCUUAUCACCUCAUCAAUCAGAUCUCCUGCUCCCCUCUUCAUCUGCAGCCCUCACAAUGCCCGGUGACGACGACCCAAUCCAGAACCGACCUGCCGCUCCCUCCGCCCCCGAUUCCCGCCGAUGGCCCGAUGACGAGAACCCUUUCGUUGCUUUCCGUCGCUUCGCCGACGAACAGCUCUCCUCCAUGCUCCAGUCCGUGAUGGGCAUUCCCUCCAUGUCCUCUCGGCCCUCGCCCGAUCACUGGGCCGUUUUCGAUGAUGAUGCGCGUUUCCGCAAGAGAGACAACAGUGAAUCCAAGGGAGACGACCAUGCGGCAGCCGAUAAUUCAGACCAUCCUUUCCAUCACAACAACCGACACCCGUCUCGUUCUUGGACAGAGUGGGAGGACCAAUGGCACGUGGACCAUCCCAGGAGACGCAGAACCGAUCAGGAUUUCUUCGACUCGUUCUUCGACAGCCCUUUCUCUUCUCGCUUCCUCCAUCCCCAUCACCACCCCAUGUUCUCGGGCUUCGCCAGCAAUACCUCCACCUGGCCCCUCACAUACCUCAUGUUCAGCCCAUACUCUCCUCUGCAUCUGGAACGCCAGGACUACUACCAGUCUCACCACGACAGAGGCGUCUUUUCGUCUCUCAUGUCCUCUUUGAGCCUCUCGUCUGAUUGCGACCCCGCGGAAAGCCACUGGCGCGAGGCCUUUGAAGAUCUCAUCCGGCUGGAGAACGGCAAACCCAUGUUGGACCACGACUCGAGCGCAGUUGUCAAGAGGGAAACUACACGAGACUGGCUUUACGGACUGGUGAAACGGGGUAGUGUGGGUGACCAGUGGAAGAUAUCAGAGCUCGGAAAAAACGACUGGUCGAGUCCCAUGGCUAUCAGCCAGUUCCACUUCAAGGAUGAUGAUUGCGAAACACCCAAGGACAGAAUUGUUGAAGAGAAGACCGAAGCCUUGACGGAAUUGGACAUGUUCGACCGCUUCUUUGAGGACGCCGCUGCCCGCGAAAGCAAGGCUUUUGCAGACGCAUUCGAGAGCCCCAUACUGCGCUUCCUGCUCGAGGAGAGACAAAGAUCCCGAGACACCCCCAGCGACACCGAGAACUGGUUCGAGCGUGUAUCCAACAACUCCAUCCCCGAUGCCGUUCCUGAAAAACAACAACCAGCACCAGAAACCCAAGCAAUUGUCCCUUCACGCGCUGAACCAACCGCCGAAAAACCCACUGUGAUCUCAACAAUGACAAGAACCGAGCGUAUCCGACUCCCCAACGGAUCCACCCAGAAAAAGACCGUCUGGACCAAAAAGUUCUCCGAUGGUCGCGAAGAAAGCAACGAGUCGGUGGAGAUCAUGAACCCUCCCCAGUCACAGGACUCCUCCAACCAGGACAGACCUACAUCCGACCAGAAGAACAGCGGCUGGUUCUGGAAAGACUAAACAGCCAUAGAGUUGAGAUCACACCUACACUCCCUCAUCUCUUUGCUCCCAUCCAUCACAUUCCAUUUCAUAUGAUCUUAUACGUCCCUCCCUCUGAUUGAUCCUUUUUCUAUACC